AUGAUGGUCGUCACGCUGGUGCUCCUCCUCGCCACCCUCACCGGUGCUCCGGUGGAGGGUCAGUGGCGUAGGCGGUUCCCGCCGCUGGAUCCCUGUCGUCUUCCUUACCCUCCGCGUCGUUGUAGCGAUCCUUCCCCUUACUUACCCAGACCGCCUCCGACGCCGGUCGACAACUACGACGGGUACAGCAUGUUCGUGUUCGGUGACUCCUUCGCCGACACCGGCAACCUCCCAUACAAUGCCACCAGCCUCCUCGCCUGGUCGCUCAUGCGCCCGUGGCACAUUCCCUACGGCAGUUCCUACGGCAAGGACGACGGAUCCGUCUCCUCGACGCCCCAGGCCACCGGACGAUUCUCCAACUAUAAGGUCCAAACUGAUUUCGUCGCGACGAUUCUUGGGCUCAAGAUGGCGCCCCCGGCGCACCAGGUGCAGGGCGACGCGUCCUGCGACAACACCGGCAUGACGUUCGCCAUGGGGGGCUCCGGCGUCUACUCUGUGCCGGCCGGCGUGCCGACGCUGAGCGCGCAGGUGGACACCUUCGCACAACUCGUCUCCUCCGGCGCCAUCCCGGCCGCGCGUCUCGCCAAGUCCGUCGCGCUCGUCGCCGUCUCCGGCACCGACUACGACCGCGUGGGCAUCGCGCACCCCAAAGCGUUCGGCGACGUGACCGCCUUCAUCCGCAACGUGACCGCCGGGAUCUCCGACAGCGUCGACCGCCUCCUCAAGCUCGGCGUGAAGAAGGUGCUCGUGAACAACCUACCCCCGAUCGGCUGCGCGCCGUCGCAGACCAAGGCAGCGAAGUACGGCGCGUGCGACGACGCCGGCAACAUUGGCGCCGACACCCACAACAAGAUCCUGAAGCAGCUGCUCGGGGACCAGGACAACGUGCUCGUCGUCGACCUCCACGCCGCGUUCAGCGCCAUCGUCCAGGGGUCGACGGGCCAGUUCAAGCACAGGCUCACGCCCUGCUGCGUGGCCGAUAGCUUCUGCGGGGCCACGGACGCCAACGGGGACCUCUACGAGGUGUGCACCACGCCGAGCCUGGGCCUCCCGGGCCCCGAGGAAUACUUCUACUGGGACGACAUGAACCCGACCCAGGCCGGAUGGGCGGCCGUCAUGGAGCAGGUCGAGGGCUCCAUCAAACAGUUCGUCGGUGUGAACUAG
Messenger RNA from Triticum turgidum subsp. durum (durum wheat), 1164 nucleotides. NCBI's taxonomy places the organism in Eukaryota, Viridiplantae, Streptophyta, Magnoliopsida, Poales, Poaceae. The record is from the annotation of a GenBank genome assembly.